GACCUCUCCAUCCCCUUCUUCCAUUCUUUACUUUCUCUAUAUAUCCCUGUCCAUCCUGUACCCUAUCGUCUCUCUAUCAAUAGAUCAGUCUUUCUCUCUCUCACUCCCUCUUUCUCUCUCUCAAAUAAACAAACAAAAUGGUGCAAUCAAAGAAGUUCAGAGGUGUCAGGCAGCGUCACUGGGGAUCUUGGGUCUCAGAAAUUCGCCACCCCUUACUGAAGAGAAGGGUGUGGUUAGGCACAUUUGAGACAGCUGAGGAGGCAGCCCGAGCCUACGAUGAAGCAGCUGUUUUGAUGAGUGGCCGAAAUGCCAAAACCAAUUUCCCAAUUUCUACCACUCAAACUAAUACUAAUACUACUACUACUGCUGCCGCCGCCAUGGCCGUCGGAUCAGACCCCAGAGGUAGUUCGAGCGACUUGGACCAUUCGCUAUCCGAGCCGAAGGGUUUAUCAGAAAUCUUACAUGCCAAGCUCAGGAAAUGCACCAACCUUCCAUCUCCAUCCAUGACCUGCUUGAGGCUCGACAAUGAGAGCUCUCACAUUGGAGUCUGGCAAAAGCGAGCAGGUCAACGCUCUGAUAAUUCCAACUGGGUCAUGACUGUUCAGCUUGGCAAGAAGAAGAACAGUAAUAACACUAACGCUGCUGAUGAUCAUGGCCAAAGUAUUUCAUCAUCAUCACCGUUGAUAAUGUCGACUUCUGAGUCAUCAGCGUCAACGUCAUCAGCGAGGGCGCCGGAACUCAUAGCCGAGAUGGAUGAAGAAGAGAAAAUUGCACUGCAGAUGAUAGAGGAGCUGCUUAACAGAAAUUGUCCAAGUCCUAGUAAUUCUUCAUUUGGCAUUCAACCAGGGGAGGAAAGCUUUUAUCUGUAGUUCUACUAGUCUUAAUUUUUUUAAUUACUAGCUAUAUAUAUAU
Molecule: messenger RNA, 912 nt
Organism: Prunus dulcis (almond)
Lineage: Eukaryota; Viridiplantae; Streptophyta; Magnoliopsida; Rosales; Rosaceae
Product: ethylene-responsive transcription factor WIN1-like
Exons: 2
Coding region: 138-869 (243 amino acids)
Biological process (GO): regulation of DNA-templated transcription
Molecular function (GO): DNA-binding transcription factor activity; DNA binding
Source: RefSeq, a predicted model, not a curated record